CAUUACAAAUCUCUCGCUUAUACUCGCUUUACGUAAUUCCCCACGCUAUAGCUCGUUCUUCCAUUCGUCUGUCUUAAUUGUCUUCCGAGUAUUUCCCACGACACUAUUCUAACACUGUUUCUCUUACACGCAUUCAAAGGCGAUUUCUAGUAGUUAUGCAUGACACGCCUCGUUGUUUCUGUUACUUCUUGGAACUCUUAUCGCUGGCUGUAAACCGGCGUUUGCUUUGUCUAGUUCAGUUCCGUUCAGUUCAUUCAGUCAAUCUUAUUCAGUGUGUCUUGCUCUCAGUCUUACUCUUAGUACUUUUGCUUGUGACUUCAGUCCUAUCCAAAUCUUCUAACUGUGUGUCUACUGAGUUACCGUGUGAGAGAACAUAACAUUUGGCGCCCAACAGUGGUUCACGAAUACCACGACCCUGAGAUUCCCGAUUGCUGUGCUGUGCAAGCAUCUGCCCUGGUUGUUGCGCUUCGUCUUCCCGUGCGCCAGCAGCAGCAGCAGCAGCAGCAACACCACCAGCAGAAGCUGAAGUUGCCGGCGUCUUCUUCCUUGAACCGCCUUCCUUCCCAUCUCUCGCGCCAUCGGAUAGAAUGGCUCCAUCGCUAAGUUUUCUUCUAGCCUUCCUCAUUGGUGCUACAUAUGCAAAGAAGCUCCUUCAUGGUACAUUCACAGAUAGUACGCCACCAGGUGGGUACCUUCCUGAGUUUUUCGUCGUAUGCAACGACUACCGUUUCAUGAAUGGAACGUUUCCGUCAAUACACUAUGGCCGGACCAGUCCGCUAAAGUGCGACUCUGGAUACUUUGCAAACUCACAUGCACGGGUCCCAGUAGCAAUUUGUACUGACUUACAUGGUGCCUAUGGCUGGGUCAUCACGCGCGCCACCCCGCCUGAAGAGUUCUGCAUUGCUAGUGGGUUACCAUCUGGGUACUCACGCGAUGGUCUCAAUAUUACAAAGGUGGCCCAUACUGCGAGCACUGGACCGCAGUUCAGAUUCCAGUGCAAGGCGAAAUACUAUUCAUACUGCAAGCCAGGCGCUACCUGCGUGGCUGACGAUGGACUUUUGCCAUACUGGAAACUGCCGAGUGGAGGAUAUCAGUUCUACAAUCUUCCAGAAUGCCGGCAAUUGAAGGCCAGUACUUGUGCAGGAGUUACGAGUUAUUACAGCCAGAAACCCAGUACACACGCUGGCGCUCAGAAAGCAUGCAGACGGCUCAAUAUGCGACUAGCAACUGCGUCCUUCACCAGAAUACAGUUUACCGAUGAGGCCAGUAAGUGCCUGGGCCAUACGCUCCCCAAUCCUAUAUGGAUUGAUAAGAGCUAUGUUGCGCAGUUCAGGAAAUCUCCAAGCGACUUCUGGUCUGUGCCGCUUCGCCACGUCCAACAAAACUCCGUGAAUGGUAUUGUCUGUUUGCCAGAUUACUAUCAAUACAUUGUGAACCGCAACGUUAUCAAGCUAGGACCAGAUGCAAUUUACAAAUGUCCUGGAGGCAGAAAGCUCUACUACAUCGCUAGCGACGUUGGUCGCACUUUUGCAGAAGCCUCCUACGCUUGCCAGGAGAGGGCUUACCAGUUGCCUGCUGGCAUAAUGAUAGACUGCAUGAGACGCUUUGCAGAAACGCUAGGGUUUUCCGUCUCUAAGGGAGAGGGAACUUCUUGGACUGGGGCAUUUCAUACUCCUGACACAGCGUUCGCCACAAGUGGGUAUGCUUACUUCUUGUAUGUGAAACAACGCCUGACCAUAUGUACUCCAUACUGAGUGGCAGCCGUCAUGCACACGUAUUACCUGUGGCCGGUCCUGGGCUGCUGCUGCACACUAUUACUAUACAGAAACAUUACAAGACCGACUCUUCCGGUACAAGAGCCAGCUGUAGAUCCGAAUAUUGCCAACACGCGUGUGCCCCACAUUCUCUCUGACAGCUUUGGUCAGCGCGGCUAUUACAAGUCAUUGUAUUACUCCAAUCCUCAAUUGGUCCUAUUGAGCUGGACUACCCAGAUCGCACUGAAGCAGGUUGCAGUAUUUUAACUGGGAUUUGGAGGGAUAUCAAUUAUCAACAUACUUUCUACACAUUGAUAUCAUAGGUAAUAAAGGCUUCUUCCUCAAGUUGUCCAUUUGUUCUAUUUUUAUCUGAUUAUAGUUGCCAGUAUGAGUUUGAGUUUUGCGAGAGCCACUUACUGUUUCUUGGCACCCACAACACCGAUGCAAGAUUGGAAGUAACGUUAGUUCUGGA
Messenger RNA from Sycon ciliatum, 2226 nucleotides. RefSeq lists its product as uncharacterized. The record is from RefSeq and is a predicted model, not a curated record. The coding region runs from base 588 to 1754 and encodes 388 amino acids. Lineage: Eukaryota; Metazoa; Porifera; Calcarea; Leucosolenida; Sycettidae. The transcript is spliced from 10 exons.